CUGUCAGGACAUCUUGCCUAGCCUCUCGUCCCAAUGGCAUCUGAAUCCAAACAUAAGAGCGAGGAACGGAUAGUGGAAGCAUGACUUUAAAAUAAAACAAUGUUUAACUGGUAAAGGAGCUGUAUCAUAAUCCUUAUUGAAAGUCACGAGUCAAAGUGUAAUCUUUUAACAAUUGUCUGCACACUAUGUGGCGGCUGCUGUGCGUGCUGUUGGUGUUCCUGGCUUGCUGUUUUGUCCAAACAAGUAAGUAUCUUCUAUUCUAACAUAGGUCUACUCUAGUGUAUUGUCAACUUCUGAAUAAUUCCCAAUUAAUUUGGCUUAUUUGUUAUUUGGACCCUUAAUGCAUAGUGGCAAAGUAAGUCUAUUUUUAAACAUAGUCUACCUUCUUGUAAAAUAUUAUGUCUAUCGUAAAUGGCGAUUUUGGAUCUAUUUGAAAUGUUUAAAUAGCCCUCUCUCUGACUUCGCCUGAUGCAUCACGAUGGGGGAGGGGGCUAGUUAUUUGUAGAAUGUAGGUCAAAUUUGUGUUGCAUCUUGAAGAAGCUGCGAUAAUAUUUUGCAAACCAAAUAGUUUCUUAUUAUCACAACACAAUGUGUGGGCGAUUGUUUAUUUUAUUAGUGCACUCCCAUUUACACUUAGAUACAUUUACAUUAUAAAAAUUUUUCGGACAUUUGAAAUAAUUAACUACAUUCACUGCCUCUGAUUCGUUGUUGGCCAUCCGUGGCCAAUCAGAUUUGAGAAUGUACAACAAGACGUUUCGGAAAGCCCCGCCCUACGCUUCUUGGGCUCCUCCCAUUCCCGCCCACUCCUGGACCACAUUGAAAUUGGUCUGAUGUUGCCAAACAUUAUUACACUGUCAGGAGCAUCCUUGCCUAGCCUCUCGUCCCAAGCGCAUCUGAAUCCAGAACAUAAGAGCAGAGGAACGGAAUAGCUUGGAAGCAGUGACUUUAAAAUAAAACAAUAGUUUUAACUUGGUAAAGGAGCUGUAUCAUAAUACCUUAUUGAAAGUCAGAGUAAAGUGUAAAUCAUUUUAACAAUUUGUCUGCACACUAUGUGGCGGCUGCUGUGCGUGCUGUUGGUGUUCCUGGCUUGCUGUUUUGUCCAAACAAGUAAGUAUCUUCUAUUCUAACAUAGGUCUACUCUAGUGUAUUGUCAACUUCUGAAUAAUUCCCAAUUAAUUUGGCUUAUUUGUUAUUUGGACCCUUAAUGCAUAGUGGCAAAGUAAGUCUAUUUUUAAACAUAGUCUACCUUCUUGUAAAAUAUUAAGUCUAUCGUAAAUGGCAAUUUUGGAUCGAUUUGAAAUGUUUAAAUAGCCCCCUCUCUGACAUCGCCUGAUGCAUCACGAUGGGGGAGGGGGCUAGUUAUUUGUAGAAUGUAGGUCAAAUUUGUGUUGCAUCUUGAAGAAGCUGCGAUAAAAUUUUGCUAAACAAAUAGUUUAUUAUCACAACACAAUGCGUGGGCGAUUGUUUAUUUUAUUAGUGCACUCCCAUUUACCCUUAGAUACAUUUACAUUAUAAAAAAUGUUCGGCCCAUUUGUAUGAAUGAACUACAUUCACUGCCUCUGAUUCGUUGUUGGCCAUCCGUGGCCAAUCAGAUUUGAGAAUGUGCAAAAAGACGUUUCGUAAAGCCGGUUGUUGAAUAGGAGCCGGGCGAGGCAUUUUACAGUUUUGCAUUAUUGUACAAUAUUUUUUUGGGAAGACAAUUAUUUUGUUAGUAGGCUAUUGUUAUUUUAAAGCUAUAGUCCUUCAUUGCUAUUUCAAUUUUAGGACUUAUAAAUUAAAGGGAUACUUCGGGAUUUUGACAAUGAGGCCUUUUACUUCCCCAGAGUCAGAUUAACUCUGGAUACCAUGUGGCCAGUAUGAAGGAAGUUAGAGGUAGUUUAGCGAGCCAAUGCUAACUAGCAUUAGCGUAAUGACUGGAAGUCUAUGGGUAUCUACCUAAUUAUACUCAUUGAUUCUGGAAGAAUAUCUACAUACCUAAUGAGCUUAGUUCAACUAUUGUACCCCCAUCAGAACUCAAAAUAGUUUUUUCCUCCAAUAUUUGUAAACAACAUAGGCUAAAUGUAAACAAAUCCUGUAUAGCCUCAAAACACAGUUAAAAUUAGAAUUCUGAUAUCAUGGGGUCCAUCUCCCUCAGCGUUUUAAAUCCAUUACCAAAACAGAGGUGGGGUGCUUUAAAGUGCAAAAAUCUUCCAAAUUCAGGUACAGUAGUUUCCAAAUGAAUUAUUGUAUAAUUAGGCUACAUAGCAAGGCUGCAAUAAACUAAAUGUGUUCUCCUCAACUGAUGCAAUAACCAGUCACAUUGCAAUCUAGACCCUCUGUUGUUCCCUCACAUUUUUAACAUUUCAUUCUCCCCUCACGUUUUUGACCCUUUCAUGAUGUAUUGAUGGCCCUAUGGCAUCAUUGUGGUGGGGCCCCCUGAGAAUUAAAGGAAUCCCUCUUGCCCACCUCCAAAAAGCAUGACUUUCAUGUAUUUCUCUUGAGGCAACAUUCCAACGUAUUGGUUCAACACCAUCUGCCCUGUAUGCAAUAACUUCCAGUGUUAGUGUUGGGGCCAGUAUGGAAAUGUUUGGAAAAAAGUGCCAGGAACGUGUUAUAACUGGCUCUCACACUCCUAUCCAUUGACACAACAGAGUUGUGUUGUUGUGAGAGCAUCAGCAGUCUGAAACGGUCUGCGCUCAUUCUCACACUAUCCAUUGCCUUAUCAGGUGGAGCGGACAUCCCUCAUGUUGCGCCAUCUGUAACAUGCUGAUAUAUUGAGAAUGUGACAUCGAAUGGUGACAUCGAAUGGGAGACUCACACUGGGAACUUGAUUCAAACUCUUUGCAAAUAAUUAGAAAGAAUACCGUUUUUGCCUUGACAUUUUCUGAGGGCCUAAAUGGAGAAUACUGAGCGAUAAAUACAAGUAGUUGCAGAAUGACAUGCCCCAUCUAAAAAAAAUCUGUUCCAUCAUCUAUUUAGAAAGUGGUACUGAUUAACACUGUAAGCCUCAGCAAAUCACUUUAACAUACUGUCUGUGAACCAUGUCCAUGCCUUCUAAUUGUCACAUUAAGAGAUUUUGACUUUAUUAGCCAGCUUCAGCGCCUCAUCAAACAGUGGGCAGAGCUGUUUCCUCUCAUCCAGCUUGUCCUGAUAGGGGACGAUAGAUCAAUUAAACACACCACACAUCAGAGGACAGACAAAACAAACAAGUAUGCCACGUUUCGUUUAUCCCCAAGGUUAAUCAGUAAACCUUGUCAGUCUGAGCCUUUGAUGGACUGAACUUUAAGCCUAACCAAAUGUUAUAGAAGGCAGGGCAUUUGACUGCAUCUGACCAUCAUUUCUCUCUGGGAAUGAGGACAGGUGGAUAUGAUAAAGAGAGAGACGUUGAUAGUUUUGAAUUAGAGUUUGCAGGUAUUAAGCCAAUAUACUCAACUGGCCAUAGAGGGUAAAGGAAAGUGGCAUAUUUUGUUCAUUGUGUGAUUUACCAGAACGCAAACUGUUUUCCAAGGGAUGACAGUGUGAAAUUUGAUCACAUCUGGGUAUUCGCUUAUGUUCUCUCUCAGUUGUGCGGGUAUUCAUUCAGGUGUUGUUUUGCUCUUAUUUUGUGGCUUGUCUUGUUCACUCACAAGGGGACUCUAUAGAUAAGACAACCAGGUUAGAUAAGAUUAAAGUCACUAAUGAUAAAAACCUUUAAAGAAAGGGAGUCCACAUGGAAGAGGGUCCACCACUACAGCCGCCCAUAGUACACUCUUACAUGGGGACAGCUGGGUCCAGAACUGGAAUAGCGGUAAUCUGUUGUGUAGCUGUGGAGACAUGGUGAAUGAGGACAUUGACUUCUCAUGUUCAUAGUGUUUGUUCACAGAGUUAUAUCUGUGCUAGAUGGCCGCAUUUAAUUUCCAUCAACUUUCCCAGAUCUGCUGUUGACAUCUGUUGAAUAGAACGGACCGAAAAGCAACAGAACUGUGCUGUCACAGUUUAAGACCAACAUAUCUCAGUAAAAGAAAUGUAGGCCAAACUAUGAGCCUUCUCUUAAAUGAGCAUAAAUUGUUCAAUCUUUCCAAAUUCCCUUAUUUACAUCCUUGAAGUAACAUGGUACUGCAAUUCAGUAGGUAUUAUUGUUCCUGAAUCCAAAACAGUUGGUGAGUAACUAAAGGUUCACCUCACCCAGGAACAGAAAACUGUCCUGUUUUGGUCAGUGAAAAGAGCACCUAGCCCACUAUUGUCUCUAGUGUUAUUAUCAUGCGAACCUUCCGCUUGACCCAAUCAGCUACCAGUGGUGUGAUUCAAGCUCCUCCCUCUGGUCAAGCUCCACCCUCUGGCUCGUAUCAGAAACAGGUGUCCAUCCAGUGUUUUGAGGCCUAAGUGCAGGAUAAGGAAUUCCCAGGGGUACCUGGACUCUGCUGUGAGUGCUCUCUGUGGCCAGGGGCACUGAUGUACAGUACAGUGUCUUAAUUGGUUCUUCCAGUUCACUAACUAGGGUGAUUUAGAUAGGGGGUUAGGUGGAGAGCUGUAGGUGGUCUAGAAUGUCUUUGUUUGAUGGAUGAACAGCAUUCAGAACUGCAUGGAGGAUAAUUCAGAUGUUAAGGAGAACAUAACAUCAGCCAGUACUGUAUGUCUACGGUCUCUUUUCAUUUGUCUUCAGUCACCACCACCCAAAUACUGACAAAAAUCUACGUUCUCCACUACCAAUGGCAGGUGUAAAUAUUAGUGUGUGUGAGUGUGUGUGCAUGUGUGUGUGCAUGUGUCAGUGUGUUUGAGUUGUAGAUUCUCCACAUUCCUCCUCUAUAGGCAGGUUGGAAUUUGCAUGUGUAUGUGUCUGUACAUGUGUAAGUGUGUAUGUUGAAAGGGAGAGGGUCAUAAUGGGCCUCUCUCUCCCAUCCCCCUGCUUCUUUGUCAAUGUGUUACCAGCAUCCCAGCCAUAGCCCACUGAACAGCCAGCCCCUCCCCCACUCACUGUCACAUAUGAAUGCACGCUGGGAAACGAGACCCACCAGACACAACCUGCUCUGGCACUUCUGUUUUUACUCUAUACAUUCUGAUUUAUGGUCUUUUCAAGUAUUUGCCUCAGAUAACAUCCACAGAGUUACAGAAAACAGACACUUUUUCCUUUUCCUGUGGUUUACUGUGGUGUCAGGAAACAGGUGUUCAAAGAAUGUGUUGUGUUCUUGACUGACCUUACAGUAUGUAGAUGAUAAAGCACAGCAGAGAAUUACCACUGGUGGUCCUAUCCUGCUAAGGCUUUGCAGUGCUAUUGGCUUGCCAUGCAACCCCUCUCGGGAAAGCGUCUGAUUUGUGUGCUAUGCCAGUUACCCAGAAAUAAAUAGAACAGCAUUUGGUUUCAUUCAUGAGAGCUUUAUUGUCCCAUUAUACAAUGUGUCUGGGGUUGUAAAUGUUAGUCAGUUAAAUGCUCCAUAAAUCCCAUUUCGAUUUUUAGAUUUUGUUGUUCACCAGAAUGAAUAGUCAUGGACUGACCAUGUGUGUACGUCUAUUUUUCCCUCAUAGAUGCAGAGACAACAUGCGGGACCAGGCAGUUCCUGUGUGGGAACGGGAAGUGCAUUACAUUGAGAUGGGUGUGUGACGACACAGAUGACUGUGGAGACGGCACUGACGAGCUCCCCAGAACCUGCUGUGAGUAACACAUACCGCCAUAGCUAAUUGGAAUACAAUAGAGUAAUGAACCACACUUAUAGUUCAACAUCUUUUUCAGUUUCAGUCACUGAUGGUUGUUCUCUCUUUUCUGUUGCACCUGUAGUGGCCAGAACAUGCAGACCCACAGAGUUUAGCUGUGGUGGCCGUCUGAACCAGUGUGUUCCCAGUACCUGGCUCUGUGACGGCAAAGCAGACUGUGAGAAUGGAGCUGAUGAGGAGAGCUGUGGUGAGUGGUCCUGUCUUCUCCACUCUCUGUUGUACCCUUCUCCCCUAACUCACCUCCUAACAUUUCCCCUUCUCUCAAUCUACUCUCUCUUUUCCCUCUCAGUCCCAUACUUUCCCAACUGAUAUAAGCCUGACAAAUGAGGCUCCACUCUAACACACCUGUCUCUGUUCCUCCCACAGCGCCCAAGCACUGCACAGAUAACGAGUUCCGCUGCAGUAACGGCCAGUGUGUGUCGGCCUCCUUUGUGUGUGAUGAGGAGUUGGACUGUGAUGACGGGAGCGACGAGGUUUCCUGCCCACCCGCCACCUGUAGCUUCACCUCCUUCCAGUGCAACAACUCUGUGUGUGUGCCGCGCCUGUGGGCCUGCGACGGAGACGUCGACUGCUCGGAUGGCUCCGACGAGUGGCCGCAGAACUGUGGGACGCGGGCCCCUGAGGGUGCCACCAAGCCCUGCUCCACUCGGGAGUUCCACUGUGGCAGCGGGGAGUGUAUCCACAGCAGCUGGAAAUGUGACGGAGGGUUCGACUGCCUGGAUCGCUCUGACGAGACCAACUGUAGUGAGUACAUUCUCUCUCUCUUAUUACCGUUUUAUUACUGUUGUUAGCUAUAUUUGGUUUAAUAUUCUCUGUUUCAAGGUUAUAUGUAAGUUGCAUAUGGAUUUAAGUUGCAUAUGGAUUUCUCACUGACCUCUCCUUCUCUCCAUAGGCCGCCUCACUUGCCGCCCCGAUGAGUUCCAAUGUGGUGAUGGCACCUGUAUCCACGGCAGCCGCCAAUGUAACCGCCAGUACGACUGCAGAGACUUGAGUGAUGAAAUAGGCUGUGUCAAUGGUAGGCUCCUGCCCCACCUUAAGCUACUAACUCUGCUUCUACUACUGUGACCUACUGGAAUGGUAGGACUACCUUUGUGUUAUACUCACACUCUCCUCUCCUCCACAGUGAGCCAUUGCAAGGGCCCCACCAGGUUUAAGUGCCGUAGUGGGGAGUGCAUCAGCAUGGAGAAGGUGUGUGACAAGCAGCGCGACUGCAGGGACUGGUCAGAUGAGCCUCUCAGAGAGUGUGGUGAGCGUGAAGAUGGAACAUGUACUUAGGGGGAAUAUUGUUUGGCCUGUGGUUAGCUUCUCACGUAAAAUUAGUUGGAUGGAAACCCUGGGAAUGCUAUCUAGCUGUGGUUGCUGAGAAAAAGGAGGAGUUGUGGACUGGUGUGGUGAACUGUCACUUUUCUCUCCUCCCUGCAGACUCCAACGAGUGCCUGUACAACAAUGGCGGCUGCUCACACAUCUGCAAUGACCUGAAGAUCGGCUAUGAGUGCCAAUGCCCCAGCGGUUACUACCUGACGGACAAGAAACGCUGUGAAGGUAAAACUCCUUACCGCUAUACCUGCAUGUGUGUCCACAGAGCCCAAAAAGGUUGGCUCAAUCGGCAGCCAUAUUGGAUCUGAUGUCCUGUGCCAAUGUGGACUUCAGACUGUACAUCCUUUAGGACUAGUGCCAGGCCAUGUGGCCAUUGAUGCCUUUGCCUUAGUUCAAUCCUGUAUGGCAGUGAAAAGCUGGUGAUAGUGGGGUGAGAAGGUCUCUGUCCUGACUGGGCCACUUCCCUGUGGAGCCAUGAUGACUCAGUGCUGUUACUGUCACACCACCUUUGUCUGACCCUACGCCAACUGUUUACCUUAUCCAACACUGUGUCCAGUUACACAGACGUCAUAUGUGACAUCUGUCCUGUACCUCUUCCCACAGAUAUCGAUGAGUGUGCCAGCCCAGACAUCUGCAGCCAGAUCUGUGUCAAUCACAUGGGCAGCUACAAGUGCGAGUGUGAGGAGGGCUACCAGGUCGACCCAGCCACCAAAGCCUGCAAGGCCAUCGGUAAGUAUCGGACCUAAGAAAGACUGAAUGCUUACUUUGCUGAAGUUUAUUUUUAAAUUGUCAUGGGUCAUGCAUUGCAGUAAUUGGAACGAUACUCUCUCGUCUGAUCACACAGGCACUGUAGCCUAUCUGUUCUUCACCAAUCGCCAUGAGGUGAGGAAGAUGACACUGGACAAGAGUGAGUACACCCGUGUCAUCCCCCGCCUGAAGAACGCAGUGGCUCUGGACAUGAACAUAGUUGCCAAGGAGAUUUACUGGUCUGACCUCUCCCAGAAGAAGAUCUACUGGUGAGCAAAGCUUCCAUGUUUUCUUUAUCCAUAGAGCCCUGUUGUAGGCCUAUUGCUCCCAGUGAUAUCUUAAUAAUAAUAAUAUGCCAUUUAGCAGACGCUUUUAUCCAAAGCGACUUACAGUCAUGCGUGCAUACAUUUUUGUGUAUGGGUGGUCCCGGGGAUCGAACCCACUACCUUGGCGUUACAAGCGCCGUGCUCUACCAGCUGAGCUACAGAGGACCAUAUCUUGAUGAUGAUGAUAAUUAGAAGGAUAUAUUUUCUCUCUAUUUUCCACCCUUCUCCUACAAUCCAGCACCUCCAUGGACUUGGCUGCAGACACAGCUCAGCACAGAGUUGUGAUUGGCAGCGACAUCGAGGCUCCUGAAGGUAUCGCCUUUGACUGGGUCCACGGCAACAUCUACUGGACCGAUAGUAUCCGCAGCAGCAUCUCCGUGUCAACCGCCAAUGGGAGCCGCCGCAAGACUCUCUUCCAGAAUGACCUGGCCAAGCCCCGCGCUAUCGUGGUCGACCCCCACAGCAAGUAGGUCCCACACUGGCUUCAGCAAUGAGCAUAAUAACUGAAACAUUGAGUCUACACAGGAUAUUUAUUGAAUGAUGACAUGCUUCAAUAAAUGUGCUCUCCUGCCCUCCUAGCUUCAUGUACUGGACUGACUGGGGAACUCCAGCCAAGAUUGAGAAGGGAGGUCUGAACGGAGGAGACCGUGCUGCUCUGGUCACAGACGACAUUGUGUGGCCCAAUGGAAUCACCCUUGGUGAGCACUUUCAUAACUUCCUACCUUUGUUUGUGUGGGUGCGCAUGCAUAACUGUGUGUGUGUUUCUGCAUGGUCACUCUGGUCUGACUAGUUUCUCUUGUCCUCUCGCCUGGUCAGACCUGCUGAACCAGCGGCUGUACUGGGUGGACUCCAAGCUGCACACCCUCUCCAGUAUUGACGUCCAGGGUGGCGGCCGAAGGACACUCAUUAUAGAUGAACACAGGCUAGCCCAUCCCCUAGGCAUCACUGUGUUUGAGGUGAGCGCCAAAAUCAUAACUUUAACUUUCAAAUGAGGCACUAUGAAAAUUAAGUCUGAAAACAACCAUAUAUUCCAUAUGUUUAUGCAGAGAUAAGAAAUGUUAUAAUGGAGUAUUGUGUGUGUAGGAAAGAGUGUUUUGGACAGAUGUCAGCAAUAAUGCCAUUCUGAGUGCCAACCGUGUGACGGGCAGGGACAUCAAGCCUGUGGCAGAGCACCUGGCAUCCCCAGAGGACAUUGUGUUGUACCACAACCUCAAACAGCCAACUGGUAUGUAUCAAGUCUCUCAGCUUUUAAUAUUCCCAUUGUUAGUUAGAUCAGUAGUUUGUAUAUGCAAGAGUAGCCAUGGAGUUAGGCACUAAUGUGUUUUGGCAUGAUGGUUGCACCUCAGGGAUGCAUUUUAUUCAAAGUGUUAUUUUUGUGUCUGGAGCCUCAGACUACUACAAUUAAGUUACACUGCUGCAGUAGCAUAGCAAUAGCAAUGUGCUUUUUAUUGAGACAAACCAGUACCCAGACUUAAUCCCCUCCUCCCCUCUGCCCCACUCCAGGCAGGGACUGGUGCAAGGUGGCCAACGGAGGCUGUGAGUUCAUGUGUCUGGCAGCCCCCCAGGUGGGCAUACAUUCCCCCAAGUACACCUGUGCAUGCCCUGACAACAUGCUGCUGGCCAAAGACAUGAGGAAAUGUGUACCAGGUAUAUAUCUAGCUAGCACCCUAAGCCUCUCUAUGUAGUAUAACACAGGGGAAAUAUAUAAUCCCUUGCUUCCUGUAUAAUCUCUAACCUAAGUGUUUUCUGUGUAUUCACCAGCUGCACCAACACCUGCAGCUCCAGUCAAGCCCAAUGUUCCAGCCACCAACCCCCCACCCCCACCGGCACCCGCCCGCACCUCCCCUGCACCUCCAGCCCGCGCCACCACUAAGGCCCCCAUCAUCACUACCACAGUUACACCUGCACCUCCCCGCACUACCAAGCCUGUGCCACGCAACCCCCAGCCUGCCCAGCCAGAUAAACCCAGGAUCCCCCAGGCCCAUACUACCACAGUGCCUCAAGUCACCACUCAGGGUAAGCAUGAGUUGAAUGUGUGCUCUCACUAAAUGCAGUAGUUAUCAGCAAUGAAUAUAUAUUUUUAAAGAUUAAACUUUCCUGGAACGUCGUACUUUGACAGGAUGUAUCAUUGAUCUAAAUGUUUCUUGUUUUUCCCUUCAGACUUCCGCCAUGAAUUUGCUGCUCUACCCACAGUCCCUUCAACCCCUGCAGCUUUAUACAUUGCUCUGCCUAUAGGUAAGUUGCUUUAACAUCACUGACUUAGACACACAGUUAGUUAGAAUUAUUCUUACACAACAGUGAUGUUAAAACCCCACUUUAGCAUCAACAAAUCCCCUCUAACCCCUCUCUCUCUCUCUGUCUCUCAGCCAUUGUGUGUCUGGUGGCCUUUGGUGCCGCGCUGCUGUGGAGGAACUACAGGCUGAAGAACACUAACACCAUUCACUUUGAAAACCCAGUCUACCAGAAGACCACUGAAGACCAGGUGCACAUAUGCAGGAGCCACAGUCCAGAUGGCUACUCCUACCCACCGGUAAGAGGCCAAUCUGUCAUACACAGUCAAUCUCAAUGUCACUUGGAGUAUGCUAGUGUUUUUGAAGUAUUAGCAUAGGGAUAUGUAGCCUAUGGUAUGUUGUAGCUGUAGUUCAGUGACCUAAUGUAUUCAUCUUUGUUUCCUUCCCCUCAGAGACAGAUUGUGAGUCUUGAUGAUGAGGCUUGACAGUCGUACUGACGUUCCCUGCCAACACAAACGCUUUAAGAGGAGAGAGCAGAGGAGUAAGAGAGACAUGUUAUAUAAGCUACCUGGACAAUCUUUUUUUUUUUUUUUUUACCUCACAACCUCAAAGACAUAAGAAGCCAGAGAAAGUGUCAUACCGCUGACCAAAUCACUGUGUGCUCAAAGACAAAUGGAACCUCUGGAUAGAAAAGCAGGAAGAGGAGGAAGAUUUCCCAUCCAGACUUUCUUGCCCAUUUGUGCACAAUCCAGAGCCAUAAGAGACCAUCAACUCAUCUCCACCAAGCUUGGGUUUUAUUGGCCCAUUAUACACUAUAGUAUUUUUUCUCAGAGACAAUUUGUCUGAACUGUGAAAUAUCUUACAAAUGGAGGACUCUCCAGAAGUUGAACCAUGAAAGAACAGUAAUGUAAUUGUAAUAUUUGAGUGUUUUGUGAAGAAGUGCCCUUGAUAUAUGAGAUGACUGCAACUUUAUUGAACACCACUUAGAAAUGAGAAAGUUCUCUCUUUCUUGCUACGUAGAAUUCAGAAAUGAGGGAUUGUAAAUAACGUAGGUAUUUAUUGACAAAAUGUUGAGAAAUAAUGAGCGGAUCAUAUCUUGCACUAUGUCUAGACUAAUUUCUUUGUUCCUAAAUUGUUUUAAUAACAAAAUCAGACCUGAGCCACUUGUUGAAAUGAAACCCUUUGAUACUGAAUGUCGUCUUGAAUUCUAUACAUGUGCCAAUUUAACCGCUAUAUCAUCACCAGACAGGGAUAAAGUCAAAUCAUAGCUUUUUAUACCAAUCGUCCACAUUGCCUCACUAGUGGAGCACUAUCCAAAUGGAUGGUUAGACACACUAACGCUUAUACUGUAUGUCUAUGUGCCUUGGUAACACUAUUGCUGUGGGAACAUUCCAUUUCCCUUUUAUGGUGUUUAAUUGCAAGCCAAGAGAGUAGAUUUAGGACAGUCUGUUCGAGAUGUAUCUUUCUCAUUUUCUCCCUUGUCUAACUUUCUGUCACCCCCUCCUUCUCAAGCUUCCCGUUCUCUCAGCCCAACCGUUUGAGAGCAGUAUAUAAUUGUGUAAUUCUUACUAUGACAGAAAGCCUUAAAACAUUGGGUCAUGGGACCAUGUGACCAUUGGAGCCAUGUUCAUUUGACUGUGUCAUGCAACAGUAGUACACAGACUACACUCUUAGAAAAAAGGGUGCUAUUUAGAACCUUAAAGGGUUCUUCAGCUGUCCCCAUAGGAGAACCCUUU
Molecule: messenger RNA, 12024 nt
Organism: Coregonus sp. 'balchen'
Lineage: Eukaryota; Metazoa; Chordata; Actinopteri; Salmoniformes; Salmonidae
Source: the annotation of a GenBank genome assembly